UUUCGUUGCUGGAGUUAUACUACGUGAACGCAUUCCUGCAUUUGAACGCAUGCUAUGGCGUGCAUGUCGUGGAAAUGUAUUUUUACGUCAAGCCGAAAUUGAAACACCCUUGGAGGAUCCUUCAACGGGAGACCAAGUCUUUAAAUCAGUAUUUAUUAUCUUCUUCCAAGGUGAUCAAUUAAAGACGCGAGUUAAAAAAAUAUGCGAAGGUUUCAGGGCAACUUUAUACCCCUGUCCUGAAGCACCAGCUGAUCGAAGGGAAAUGGCUAUGGGAGUGAUGACACGUAUUGAAGAUUUAAACACGGUACUUGGCCAAACUCAAGAUCAUCGCCACCGUGUCUUAGUAGCUGCAGCAAAAAAUAUCAAAAAUUGGUUUGUUAAAGUACGGAAAAUAAAAGCAAUUUAUCAUACAUUAAACUUAUUCAAUUUAGAUGUCACUCAAAAAUGUUUGAUAGCGGAAUGUUGGGUACCUGUAUUAGAUAUCGAAACGAUUCAGCUUGCCUUACGUCGUGGAACGGAACGUAGUGGUAGUUCUGUACCUCCUAUUCUUAAUCGUAUGGAAACAUUCGAAGAUCCACCGACUUAUAAUCGUACGAAUAAAUUUACUAAGGGUUUUCAAGCUUUGAUCGAUGCAUAUGGAGUUGCAUCCUACAGAGAAAUGAAUCCUGCUCCAUAUACUAUAAUUACCUUCCCAUUUUUAUUCGCUGUCAUGUUUGGUGAUCUUGGACACGGAUUAAUUAUGUUUUUAUUUGGUGGAUGGAUGGUUUUAAAAGAAAAACCAUUAGCAGCAAAAAAAUCUGACAAUGAAAUAUGGAAUAUCUUUUUUGGUGGCAGAUAUAUUAUUUUCUUAAUGGGAUUAUUUUCAAUGUAUACAGGAUUGAUAUAUAACGAUGUAUUUUCUAAAUCUUUAAAUAUUUUUGGGUCACAUUGGAAUAUCACUUAUGAUUACGAGACUAUUCAUACGAAUAGAGCUCUCCAAUUAAAUCCAAAUACAACGGAUUACAGACAAAAUCCUUAUCCAUUUGGUUUGGAUCCUGUAUGGCAAUUAGCAGAAAAUAAAAUUAUAUUUUUAAAUUCGUACAAAAUGAAGAUUUCAAUAAUCUUUGGUGUAUUGCAUAUGUUGUUUGGUGUUGUUGUUGGAUUGUGGAAUCAUAUGUAUUUCAAAAGGAAGAUAAAUAUCACUUGCGAAUUUAUUCCUCAGAUUAUAUUUUUAGUAGUACUUUUCUUAUACAUGGUUGUACUUAUGUUUAUAAAAUGGAUAAAAUAUCAUGCAACCUUAACAUCAGAAAUUCGUCCUAGUCCUUACUGUGCACCAUCAGUAUUAAUAACAUUUAUCAACAUGGUACUUUUCAAUAAACCUGUACAUUUGAAAGAUUGUGACGAAUGGAUGUAUGGUGGUCAAGAUGGAUUCCAAAAAUUUUUAGUUGUCAUAGCUAUCCUUUGUAUUCCAUGGAUGUUGUUAGCUAAGCCAAUUACAUUAAUGCGUAAUGCAAAAAAACAACAUUAUCAAUUAAACAAUCAUGGUGCUGAAAAUGGUGAUGUAGAUGGUAAUGUUGGUGCAAUGCAACCAACAGGUGUUGUCCAGGGUGGUCAUAAAGAAGAACAAGAAGAUAUGACUGAAGUUUUCAUACAUCAAGGCAUUCAUACUAUCGAAUAUGUACUUGGUAGCGUUUCGCAUACUGCAUCAUAUUUACGUUUGUGGGCUUUAUCUCUUGCUCAUGCGCAACUCUCAGAAGUAUUAUGGGCUAUGGUAAUGAGGAAUGGAUUGACUCGUGAAGGUUGGGCUGGUGGUAUUUUCCUUUGCAUAGUAUUCGCAUUUUGGGCUGUUUUAACUGUUGGUAUUUUAGUCCUGAUGGAAGGACUUUCAGCUUUCUUACAUACUCUUCGUCUCCACUGGGUAGAAUUCCAAAGCAAGUUUUACGCUGGUUUGGGUUAUAGUUUUCAACCAUUUUCGUUUGAAAUUAUUCUAGAUGCCGCUCAAUCGACUACCGAGGAUUAAGGGCAUUAAUUAAAACAAUUAGGCUGUUUUAAAUGACAUAGACAAAAAUAUAUAUACAUAUGUCAUCAGAUUAACGAAUAUAUAAAACCAAAUUGUAAUGUAAUCAUUGUUUCAAAUAAUUAUAGUAACUUGUAAAUGUUAUAAUUGAAGGUGUAUCUGAUUAAUCCGUGUUUUUUCAAAAAGUGUAAUUAUAAUAUUGAGUAAAAAAAGAAAAGAAAAAAUUUGCUUAAUUAACUAAUAUAGUUCUUAUUAUAGAUGUAGUUACAUUGCACAGAAUCAAUAAAAAUUCAAAAUAUGUUAAUAUAUUAUAAAUACUUUCUAUAUAUAUAUAUAUAUAUGUAUAUGCUAUAUGAGCCGUUCACAGACUAAGGCGAUUAACUUAAUAGCAUUAAAUGGCAACAAUUAGUAUACUCAUAAAAUAAUUAAAUGAUAUGAAAAAAUAUAUAUUUAUAGAGUUAUCAAAUAAGUGGCUCAUAUAUAUAACUAAAAAGUUAAUUAAACAAAUUGACAGUAACAAAAAGCAUAUAUCGAUACAUCGUUCAUUAUAAUGCAAUAACAUACAAUGAAUUAAACUUUUAGCAAAACAUGUUCCUGUCAUGUUUUUAGCUUUCAAAACAGUGUAUGCUAUGAACUAUAAAGAAUAGACUACAAAAUAUA
Polistes canadensis is the source of this 2656-nucleotide messenger RNA. It is a transcript of the gene Vha100-1, whose product is annotated as V-type proton ATPase 116 kDa subunit a isoform 1-like. Gene Ontology annotation, cellular component: vacuolar proton-transporting V-type ATPase complex; plasma membrane; vacuolar proton-transporting V-type ATPase, V0 domain. The record is from RefSeq and is a predicted model, not a curated record. Gene Ontology annotation, biological process: proton transmembrane transport; vacuolar acidification. Lineage: Eukaryota; Metazoa; Arthropoda; Insecta; Hymenoptera; Vespidae. Gene Ontology annotation, molecular function: ATPase binding; proton-transporting ATPase activity, rotational mechanism.